AUGGCUACCCUGACCAUGUUGCCGCAAACCACCGUACGCAAACACAUAACCUACUUGGCUUGGCAGGACUUGUACGACAAAGUGAAACCGUAUCAAGUUCUGAUGGACGUCCCACCCGGCCGCGAUAAAUCGAACCUGGUCUUCGAAGAGGGUCCAAAAGAAGACAUUGUUGACAUCCGAGGCCGCGAGUCCGAGUUUAACAUGGACGAUAACGGCCUCAUGGUCAAAACAUGUAAAUUCGACAUUGGUGAAUACAACACGGAAACGCUCGAAGGGGAAGGCGGGUACCUGGAACAGGUGGCGGAUCUGAUUAGAGAAACUGUAGAAGUAUCCGAUGAGGUGGUAUGCUUCAACUGGCAGAUCCGCACCAGCGACAGCAGGAAGACCGACAAGCAGAAUGGGGACUAUGUGUACCUCGACGACUCGAUGGAAUGGAUUAAGCCAGUGAGCUACGUGCAUGUUGAUCAAACACCUGGAGCGACCGAGAAACGCAUUCGCCACCACAUGGGUGAUCGAGCAGAAGAUCUGCUCAAGUGCCGCUACCGCAUUAUCAACCCGAAGUACAAGUGGUAUUUCCUCAGUCGGCAGACCAAAGACGAAGCACUCAUCUUCAAGACUCAUGACUCGGAUGAAACGAAAAACUCUAUGUGCUGCCCCCACACAUCUUUCAAGCUGGAUGGCGUGCGACCAGACGCGCCACCACGAGAAACCAUCGAGGUUCGUGCUUUGGUGUUUUCAUACAACAAGUGA
Molecule: messenger RNA, 750 nt
Organism: Trematosphaeria pertusa
Lineage: Eukaryota; Fungi; Ascomycota; Dothideomycetes; Pleosporales; Trematosphaeriaceae
Exons: 5
Coding region: 1-750 (249 amino acids)
Molecular function (GO): oxidoreductase activity
Source: RefSeq, a predicted model, not a curated record